ACUCCGGCUGCCUUCUCCUGAGAGACGGAGCAACAGCCAGAGCCCUGCCCAGGCCCAGCCGGAGCUGCAGUCCGAGCGCGGUGGUGCCCUCAGCCCCGUCCUCUUGUCCUCCUCAGCCUCGUUGGCAAAGGUGCCUUGGAAUUUGUGUCGCUGAGUCAGCAAGCCUUUCAGAUUUGCCCGGUUUUUGUUGUUUGUGGUUUGUAUCAAGAUGGGAACUCAAACAAGUCAUUCCUCCUAAGGAGCUGGUGUCUUCAUCCAGAAGGGACAGUUUGUGCCAGCUCUCCAGAGAGAAAAGUGCCUCCCUCCCCAGCGGUCCCUCGAGCAGCCCGGGGAACGUCCCUGCCACUGUGCCCGUGCAGAUGCCAAAGCCCAGCAGAGUCCAGCAGGCGCUCGCAGGCAUGACGAGUGUUCUGAUGUCAGCCAUUGGACUCCCCGUGUGUCUUAGCCGCACACCCCAGCCCACCAGCCCUCCCGCCUCCCGUCUGGCUUCCAAAAGUCACGGCUCAGUUAAGAGAUUGAGGAAAAUGUCCGUGAAAGGAGCGACCCCGAAGCCAGAGCCAGAGCCAGAGCAGGUCAUAAAAAACUACACGGAAGAGCUGAAAGUGCCCCCAGAUGAGGACUGCAUCGAGAAGCUGUCCGCAGCGUCUGGAUACAGCGAUGUGACUGACAGCAAGGCAAUCGGGCCCCUGGCUGUGGGCCGCCUCACCAAGUGCAGCCACGCCUUCCACCUGCUGUGCCUCCUGGCCAUGUACUGCAACGGCAAUAAGGAUGGAAGUCUGCAGUGUCCCUCCUGCAAAACCAUCUAUGGAGAGAAGACGGGGACCCAGCCCCAGGGAAAGAUGGAGGUAUUACGGUUCCAGAUGUCGCUCCCCGGCCACGAGGACUGCGGGACCAUCCUCAUAGUUUACAGCAUUCCCCAUGGCAUCCAGGACCCUGAGCACCCCAAUCCCGGAAAGCCGUUCACUGCCAGAGGGUUUCCCCGCCAGUGCUACCUUCCAGACAACGCCCAGGGCCGCAAGCUGCUGACCGAUGGCCACUACAUGACGCUGCCCCUGUCUCUGGACCAGCUGCCCUGUGACGACCCCAUGGCGGGCGCGGAGGCGCCCCCGUGCUGCGGGUGGGCCAUGACCACGGCUGCCACCAGCAGCCCUUCUGCAACGCGCCCCUCCCUGGCCCUGGACCCUAUCGGGAAGACCCCCGGAUCCAUCGACACCUGGCCAGGGCGGCGAAGUGGCAGCAUGAUCGUCAUUACCUCCAUCCUCUCUUCUCUGGCCGGCCUCCUACUCUUGGCCUUCUUGGCAGCCUCUACCAUGCGCUUUACAGAACCUGCUAAGGCCAUCAAACCUAUUGAUCGGAAGUCAGUCCAUCAGAUUUGCUCUGGGCCAGUGGUACUGAGUCUAAGCACUGCAGUGAAGGAGUUAGUAGAAAACAGUCUGGAUGCUGGUGCCACUAAUAUUGAUCUAAAGCUUAAGGACUAUGGAGUGGAUCUCAUUGAAGUUUCAGACAAUGGAUGUGGGGUAGAAGAAGAAAACUUUGAAGGCUUAACUCUGAAACAUCACACAUGUAAGAUUCAAGAGUUUGCCGACCUAACUGAGGUUGAAACUUUCGGCUUUCAGGGGGAAGCUCUGAGCUCACUGUGUGCACUGAGCGAUGUCACCAUUUCUACCUGCCUUGCAUCGGUGAAGGUUGGGACUCGACUGGUGUUUGAUCACGAUGGGAAAAUAAUCCAGAAAACCCCCUACCCCCACCCCAGAGGGACCACAGUCAGCGUGAAGCAGUUAUUUUCUACACUACCUGUGCGCCAUAAGGAAUUUCAAAGGAAUAUUAAGAAGACGUGCCUGCUUCCCCUUCGCCUUCUGCCGUGAUUGUCAGUUUCCUGAGGCCUCCCCAGCCAUGCUUCCUGUACAGCCUGCAGAACUUCUGGCAUGGAAAAGCCCCCGUGCAACUGGUAAAGAUAUCAAGAAGCACCAGGAGGUAUCUAAAUCCACCAGGAGCCAUAGGCAUCACGUCGACGUCCAUUUACCAGUCUUCCCUGGCAAGAUUCUUCUGAAUUGUGCUGCCUUGACCAAAAGAGGACUCCUAGAAGGACCCCACCCCCCUCCCCCCACCCCUGCUCCUAGGAGGACAACGUGAUGACUGUAUUGAGCUCCAUCAAGAAUGGUCCAGGUUCUUCUAGAUGAUGUGCACAAAUGGUUCCUCUCCUCCUUCCUGGUGUCUGCCAUUAGCAUUGGAAUAAAGUUCCUGCUGAAAAUCCACAUCUCCCCUGGGUCCGGUGUUCUGGAAGUGAGAGAGACAAUGUCACACUUCAAGGAGGCAGCUCUCUAGACAGGAAGGUUAUUCACGUCUCAUGUCAAGUCUAGAGUUCAGAGCAAUUGAGAAAUGCAAUUUUAUCUGCUGCCUUUCAUUCUAUGCCCUGCUUCUGAACCAUCGUGUUCAACUGUGAAACUCACACUUUGGUGACCACGACUCCAAAACUCACUUAAUACACCCAAGGUCAGCCCCAGUGCUCUGCUUCAUAGCAAGGACUUUGGGUGGGUCUGCCCAGGGAGUAGGGCACCCUCAGAGAAUGUGGCUUUGGACUUCAUCACAGCUGGGGCCUUUUGUGUCACUUAAGAUCCAGACUUGUAACCAUGCUAGAUGUGUUUGUAAUGUGACAACAUCAUGAACCACGAGUCCAGAAGCCUAAUCCUUAAUCCUACCUCCUCAUGAUGAAGUCUCAUGCUCUGUGCUCAAUGUGGUUAGCUGCACAAGAGGUAAACCAAAGCUUCACUGAACCCUCGACCCAAAUCGGUAACUCAAGUGCGUCAAUCAUAAUGAACCUCCCCAAACUCAGUAUUUAUGAUUAUUUUUGAGGCAGGGUCUCACUCUGUCGCCCAGACUGGAGUGCAGUGGCAGGAUCAGGGCUCCGUGCGGCCCCGACCUUCCAGGCUCCAGCGAUCCUCCCGCCUCAGCCUCCUGAGUAGUUGGGAGUAGAGAUGCGUCCCACAUCGCCUGGCUAAUUUUUGUAUUUUUGUGGAGAGGGGAUCUCGCCACGUUGCCCAGGCUUGAAGCCGGAUCAAGCAAUUGGGUUCUUCGGAUGUCCGAAAUAGACCCCAACAUUCUGCCUUUACCCCGGAGGAUGCAGAUGUACCUUCUCUCAGGCCGAUGACCUCAGGCCUCCACGGUCCCUGGAGCUCUAGGAAAGGCGAGCGCGAUCUCGCGCCCACACCCAGUGCUCUGGGUCAUAAGCCUGGAUCUGGAAAAACAAACGCCCUUUGAGAAGACGGGGACUCGCCAGGUUACCCCUCUCUCCCCUCAUCCAGCCUCCAGCCCACCCAAUUCCUCCCCACCUCCUCCACCUCCCCAGGCCCCACUCACCUCCUCCAACUCCUCCGGGGAAACCCAAGCCCUGCCGCUCAUGGAACAGAAGAAGUGGAACCGACGUUUCUGGAACAGGACUAUCUGAGAGCGGUUCUUCCUGGCCCUCGGGUUCAUGCAACGGCGUAACUGGAACCGACGCUUACGGACCAAGGGUAUGCGAGAGUGGUUCUUCCUGGCCCUCGGGUUCAUGGAACGGCCUAACUGGAACCAACGCUUACGGAGCAAGGGUAUGCGAGAGCGGGUCUUCCCAUACAGGAAGUGGAAGAUGUUUUCUUUGGAGUCCUCAUCGUCCUCCUCCAUGUCAUUGGCCAGGUAGCUGAGGACAGAAAUCAGGUUGCUGCUCAGGGGCACCACCAGGAGAGGCCUCCGGCUGAGGUCAGCUUCCCAGAGAGGAAGGUAAGGGACCGUCCCUAGCUCAGGACUGGCACCCACCCUGCAGAGAGCCAUGCCUUCCUCAGGAGGGCUCUGCUGGACAGAGACCGAUCAAGGGCGUCUCCCACUCCUUCAGGAUGGAGACAAAAACCCAACUGGUGGCUGAGAGUGGUGGCUUAUGCCUGGAAUCCCAGCACAUUGGGAGGCCAAAGCAGGAGGAUCACUUGAGGCCAGGAGUUUGAGACGGGCCUGGGCAACAUAGCAAGACCCUCGUCUCUAUUAAAAAUAGAAGAAAUAUGCCAGACGCGGUGGCUCAUGCCUGUAAUCCCAGAACUUUAGAAGGCUGAAGCAGGUGGAUCGCUUGAGACCAGGAGUUGGAGACCAGCCUGGUCAACACGGAGAAACCCCAUCUCUACUAAAAAUACAAAAAUCAGCCUGGUGCGGUGGCACACCCGUUAGGCCUAGCUACUCAGGAGGCUGAAGCAUAAGAAUUGUGUGAACCCAGGAGGCGGAGGUUGCAGUGAGUUGAGAUUGGGCCACUCCAUUCCAGCCUGAGAGGCAAAGCAAGACUCUGUCUCAAGAAACAAACAAACAAACAAACAAACUGUCCAGGUGUGGUGGCACAGCCCUGUAGUCGGAGCUAAUAAAGAAGCUGAGGUGGGAGGAUCGCUUGAGCCCAGGAUAUGGAGGCUGCGGUGAGCUAUGAUCUCACCACUGCACUCCAGCUUGGGGGACAGGGCAAGUCUGUCUCAAAAAAAUAAAAGAAAUUGAAUACAUUGAUAUUUUGCCAGGACCCUGCCUUCUACAGGCAUCUAGUCUAAUGGGACUGGGAGUAAUCAAGGCAGAUGACCUAAUCCCAGUGUCCAGGAUGUAACUAGAGAGCUACGGGCAUGCAGAAGUUGGAAGAUGAGGGAAGGCAUCACAGAGGCUGUGGGGUGAACUGACUUCAAGGAAUGGGUCCUUCCCUUCAGAGCCACAUGUGUGCGGGACACCCAGACAGAAAACACAAACACAAAGUCGAGUGGAGGGCAUUUGGAAGGAGCAGUGAAGCCGAGCCAGGAAAUACCAAGAUGGCGAGCCAGUGUGGUUGUAGAGAUUGUAGAGAGGGUAGAAUUGGCACUGUGGACCCUGGCCUCGAUAGAGAAAGGCAUCAGCUAAGGAAGUUGUUCAGGUGGGCAGUGAGGUUGUGGUGCUUUGGAAAGAUGUUCAGGCUGCACUAGGAAGCCCCCUGGCUUGGGGAGAGACUCCAGGAGACCCCAGCGGGGAGCAUUUGACAGUGGAUUCGAGUGAUGCGAGGGGGACCUGAACUGUGGCCUCUGUCAUGGGAACCCAGAGGAGGUUGAUGGCGUUUGUGGUUGAUGUGGGAAGGAGAGAGAGAGAAGAACCAGAAACGUCUGCUUGCUGGAGGAAGUGGCAUGUCCGCUCCUCCACUCCUUUUCUUUUCCCCUUAGGAGCGGUUUAUGGUUCCUUUUGUUUUAUUCUUUUAUUUGUACACUGGCAUUGGAGUUUGUUUUUUUGGCUUUUUUUUUUUUUUUUGAGAAAAAGUCUCACUCUGUCACCCAGGCUGGAGUGCAGUGGCUCGACCUUAGCUUACUGCAACCUCCACCUCCUGGGUUCAAAGGGUUCUCUUGCCUCAGCCUCCCGAGUAGCUGGGAUUACAGAUGCACUCCACCAUGCCCAGCUAAUUUUUCUAUUUUUAGUAGAGACGGGGUUUGGCCAUGUUGGCCAGGCUGGUCUCGAACUGCUGACCUCAGGUGAUCCGCCUGCCUCGGCCUCCCAAAGCGCUGGGAUUACAGGCAUAUGCCACUGUGCCCAGCCUGAGUUUCUGUUUAGAAACAACAGUCUAUGAUGGUAUAAUCCUCUCUUUUUUGUACACAGAGUAAAGAGGACAAAUAGGUGAAAGAAUAAAUGAAAGGCUGGAAUCCCACUUCCCCCGCUGUCCCAGGGCAUUGGAUAUUGACGGAUAGGAGGCAGCAAACCACUCACAGAGCCAGGAAGAAAUGAAUGCGUUGGUAUAGCCAGGAGGGGAAGCCGGCCCGGCUGAAAUACGCUAUGACCAUAGCCAGGAGAUACUGAUGGAGAGAAAGGAACACAGAGAGGGGGAGGUCACAUCUUGGAAGAGGAAGAUUGUGGAGAGGGGGAAUGAGGGUCUGGGGAGGGGCUGCCCAUCAGAGAAGGGACCUCAGUGUUGGGGUGACUGUACUCAUUUGGAAAUUGCGGGAUGGAGGGGUAUUCGAAGGUCGGAUGCAAACCCAAGAAGCCAGAGGAAGGGUUUUGGGUGAUGCUCCCAGGAUGGUGGGCUCCGAUGGUAUCUUUGGAGGGGGUGUGUCUAGGUCGGCUGGUGUCAGGAGGGUCAUUUGUGUGCCAGGCAGAGAACUGUCCCAAAGAGCUGAGAGUAGAGGGGCCAGGAGCUUCAGGGCUGUGGCCAGACUGUGGCCCAGAGCUCAGAUCCCAAAGGACCCAUAGGAGAGGCAGGGGCCACUCAUUCACUCUGCAAGAGACCAGCAGAAUCCUGAGGGAGAUGCUGACAAAUCAUAAAAAGACCAAGAAUAGCCGGGAGUGGCGGCUCAAGCCUGUGAUCCCAGUACUUUGAGAGGUGGAGACAGGAGGAUCAUGUGAGCCCAACAGUUGGAGAACAACCUGGGCAACAUAGUGAGACCCUGUUUCUACAAACAUUUCAAAAAUUAGUUGAGCAUGGUGGCAUGUGCCUACUCCGAGCUCCUCAGGAGGCUGAGGAAAGAAGAUUGCUUGAGCCCAGGAAUUAGAGGCUGCAAUAAGCUAUGAUCAUGCCACUGCACUCCAUCCUGGGGAGCAGAGCUAGACUCUGUCUCACAAAAAAAAAAUUUGUGGGUGCCAAGACUCAAGACUGUGGGAGCUGGUCGGGCACAGUGGCUGACGUCUAUAAUCUCAGCACUUUGGGAGGCCAAGGCGGGUGGAUCGCCUGAGGUCAGGUGUUCAGGACCAACCUGGCCAACAUGGCAAAAGCCCGUUUCUACUAAAAACACAAAAAUUAGCCAGGCGUGGUGGUUCAUGUCUGUAAUCCCAGCUGCUUGGAGGCUGAGGCAGGAGAAUCGCUUGAACCCGGGAGGCAUCGGCUGCAGUGAGUCAAGAUAGAGGCACUGCCCUCCAGCCUGGGCAACAGAGCAAGACUCUGUCUCACAAAAAAAAAAAAAAAAAAAAGAAAGACUGUAGGAGCAUCUGGUGGGAGGUGGUGGAGGGAGAACUGUGGGUUUGGAAGCUGCGCCCUCCCCCCAGCCAUGCGUUGGAACAGGAACAGUUACAUGGAGAACAACCUUACCUUGUCCGACACCCUCAGAUCUUUGUCCCAGGCCAGGAAUCUUUUAAUGACAGGAUCCUCUGUGAUUAGAGAGCAGAUGUCAGUGUGAGAAGCAGGACAGGGUUUCCGUGGGAGCAGCAGGGCAGCGAGGAGAAGUGUGCCUCCCGGGGGGAAGUCUCAGGAUUGUGGCCGCGGGUGAGGUGGAUGGGAGAGGGGAGAAUGACUUUCACUGGGCAAGGGAGAGAGGCUCCUGCUCUGAGACUCCCCUGAGAAGAGGCCGAAGGAGGCCCUGGGUGUGAGAAUCUACAGGAUGUAGAGCUGGGAAUCAGCCAGGAGCCCCUCCAGCAGACACGGAGGGACCACUGCAGAGUCAUAGAGGAAUUCCCAUCAUUUCGUCAUGAGACAGUCACAUCAGGGUGUGACCAUGGCCUUGGUAUCCCCCACUAUGGAUGGAGACACUUAGGUUUAGAAAAGUCAGUAAGAGACAUUAAGUUUCAGAGGGCACAGCUGAAACCACUUUCUUUGUUUAUUGAUUUUGUUUUUCUUGGAUUUUUAUUUUUAUUUAUUGAUUAAUUUAUUUUGAGACAGAGUCUUGCUCUGUGGGCCAGGCUGGAAUGCAGUGGCCUGAUCUUGGCUCGCUGCAACCUCUGCCUCCCGGGUUUAAGCGAUUCUCCUGUCUCAGCCUCCCGAGUAGCUGGGAUUACAUGCAUGAGCUACUGUGCCCAGCCUUGGUUUUUCUUUUGAGACAGGGUUUUGCUCUGUCACCCAGGCUGGAGUGCAGUGUUGUAGUCAUAGCUCACUGCAGCCUCAAAGUCCUGAGUUCAAGCAAUCAUCUUGCCUCAGCCUCCCAACGUGCUGGGAUCUCAGGCAGGAGCCACCGCGCCUGGCCCAAAACCACGCUUUCUUAUCCCAAGCGCUGACCUUUAUCAAGUUGACCUAAUCCUUUAUCAUCUCCUAAGUGUCCCUCAUGAGUGAUCACUUCACAUUCCUCCCACAUGGAGAGCUCACCCACUGGGGCAUAUUUUUCCCAUUGGAAAAGUGUGGUUAUUGGAAGUUUCCUGUUUUUGGAAAGAACAGGAUUGGAGGUGCUCUCUGGGGUGUCUUCCUACCAAGCAGCCUGUUGAAGGCCUCGUGGUGCUCAGGGAGCACGAGCGACACUCGCCGUCGCUUCAGCUUCAUCUUGAGGCCACACAGCAUCUCUGCCACCCAGAUCUCCUCAGGCUCAGGGGCGAGCACCUUCCGUAGCUCCUCCUCCGACUCCUCAGAUUCGUCCCACCACUCCAUCUUCCUUUUCCAGCAAAAGGACCUAUGCGGGGGGCUGGGAUCUACCCCAGGGGCUGAGUAAAGAAACCAGGCCACGGUGUAA
Molecule: messenger RNA, 8375 nt
Organism: Pan troglodytes (chimpanzee)
Lineage: Eukaryota; Metazoa; Chordata; Mammalia; Primates; Hominidae
Product: probable E3 ubiquitin-protein ligase DTX2
Exons: 17
Coding region: 360-1865 (501 amino acids)
Biological process (GO): somatic hypermutation of immunoglobulin genes; protein ubiquitination; Notch signaling pathway
Cellular component (GO): MutLalpha complex
Molecular function (GO): mismatched DNA binding; ATP-dependent DNA damage sensor activity; ATP binding
Source: RefSeq, a predicted model, not a curated record